Molecule: messenger RNA, 324 nt
Organism: Letharia lupina
Lineage: Eukaryota; Fungi; Ascomycota; Lecanoromycetes; Lecanorales; Parmeliaceae
Exons: 2
Coding region: 1-324 (107 amino acids)
Source: RefSeq, a predicted model, not a curated record
AUGGCAUCGCAGAAGACACUUGCUGCACACUAUGCAGAGCAGAUGCGACACCAUCCCAGCGGCUACGCCAUAUACGAGCCCGUGAGCAGUGCCUAUUUGAGGUCAGGCAGCUGUGGCUAUUUCGAUGACAGUGGGGAAUGGACGACAAUCGCUCAAUUGGAUAAUGUCAUAAAACUUAAGCGUGAGGGAUUUGAGCCUCCAGCGUCUCCCGAAAAGGCCGAAGACAUGGUCACUAGAAAUUUCGGCGCUAUCCUGAUGACAGAUUCGCCUGUUGAAAAGGAAGUAGGAGAUGCCUCCGCCAAGGCACUAGUCGCCACAGCUUGA